Aedes aegypti (yellow fever mosquito) is the source of this 1405-nucleotide messenger RNA. RefSeq lists its product as uncharacterized. Gene Ontology annotation, biological process: sensory perception of smell; detection of chemical stimulus involved in sensory perception of smell. The record is from RefSeq and is a predicted model, not a curated record. The coding region runs from base 37 to 1287 and encodes 416 amino acids. Gene Ontology annotation, molecular function: olfactory receptor activity; odorant binding. Gene Ontology annotation, cellular component: plasma membrane. Lineage: Eukaryota; Metazoa; Arthropoda; Insecta; Diptera; Culicidae. The transcript is spliced from 4 exons.
CACUUCGUUUAGUUGAAGAAAUAUAUUCAUCGCAUAAUGAAAGCGAUUGUUAGCUUCUGGAAAACAAUUAGAUACUAUGAAACCGAUUCCGAUUAUUUCGUUCUAUUGGACAUGCUUGCCGACCUGUGCGGCUUCUACCCACCGAAAUGGAAAUCUUUGGCAGUAGUCGCCUGGAUAGCUCUAAAAGUUGGCCAAGUUGUGCAAUAUGCUUUCUAUACUUAUCACUGCUAUCAAUCUCUCGUCGUUUGGCGCAAUAUGCUCUACUUUUCUUUGAACAUCAAUCUGUUUAUAAUUUUGUCUGUGGGACUUUUCCGAGCUCUGACUUUAGCAUAUUAUCAUCGACAUUUGAUUACGUUGAAAAACUUCGUGAACUCAAGACAAUGUGGAAAAACUGACAACAAAGCAAACUAUAUGCGGAAAGUGCGCUUCUGGACCAACAAUCGUUUAAUUUUAGGUGGUUCUGCCAUGUUGGUGCUGAACGCAGUGAAUUGGUGCUUGACGGCUGCCUUCACCGAGGAUCUGUACCAAAUACCGUUCUCCUUGCAGUUCCUACCAACCACGAUGGCAAAUGUCAUUGCUUACUACUACUCGUUUCAGAUGCUUAUUCAAAAUUUCACAUAUUGGCAGAGCUUUUUCCAAUUUGGAUCGUUGUUAUCGUUGCUGAAUAAUGAGUUAGCAAUAAUAUCAGAUUAUUUUGAAUCGAUUUUCGAUAGAGCUUUCCAGGUCUGCAGCGAAGAAGAGCUGGAAUUGCGGUACGGUGAUAGCUUGACCGCUUCAAAGAUGUGGGAAACUAUUGAUAAAGAUUUCAGACAAGCGACUAAAUAUCACAGCGAUUUCAUAGACCAAGUCGGGUUAUUGAAAAAAGUCACCUAUUUCAAUUUUCUAGCGCUCCUAUCGGCUACUGCAAUUUUGGUGACGCUCAACAGUUUCCUGUGCGUAAUUGAUUUCUCCAGUGACGCUUUGGGACUGUUGGUUUUCGGAUCUAUCUGCUGCAUGGAAUGCUUUUUCACUUGCAGAUUGCUGGACGAACUGGACGAUGUUAAUGAGGAAAUUGCCAUGCAUGCAUAUGCUAUGGAUUGGAUGACUAGUAUUACGGUGCCCCGUGGGAAUUUGAAUAGCUAUCGCAGCAUCAAGCGCACCGCUUUAAUUGUCCAGGCACAAGCUCAGCAGGGAUUUGGAUUUCGUGCUGGGGGUAUGUUUGACAUGAAUUCGGAAAUGUUCAUGCAAAUCAUGGAAAUGUGCUACUCUUGGAUUACCUUUCUGAUGCAGACACAGGAAUCACAAUAAUUAUUACACUGCUUGUAAUUAAAGCUUAAAACAAUAGUAUUAGAGACAUUUUUGAAAAUUACACAACUAAAUGUUUUCUACAUAGCAAAAAAUGUAACAUCAUAUCUUUUAAGAUGCA